This is a messenger RNA of Prorocentrum cordatum, 5208 nucleotides long. The record is from the annotation of a GenBank genome assembly. Lineage: Eukaryota; Dinophyceae; Prorocentrales; Prorocentraceae.
GACGUCAACGGCUUCAUCCACGAUGACCCCGACAGGGAGGCGAGCGAGCGCGAGGAGGCCAAGGCGCUCGUGGACAGGAUCAUUGGCGCCAUGGAGGACGACGGCCUGCACCAGAAGGCCGCGCGCCUGCGGUUGGCGGGGGACGCAGGGUACCCUGGCGAAGACGAGCUCCCCUUCUACGCCAGGGUCCUCCAGGGGCGCAUCGAGCUCGACGACCCAGUGGGCUACUUGCGGAAACAUAAUUAUGCGGCGGACGACGACGUCGUCGACGCGGAGGCGCUGGAGAUCUACGCCAAGUCCGUGAACGGUCGUGUUGUGCAUGCUGCUCCGACCGUCGGCGGUGGCGCGCCCAUCCCUGUCAUCGAGUUCGGCGACGUUGGCGCGCCGCUGCUGUACAGAGUGGCGUUCCAGAUGAAGACUGGUCCCGACGGCCACUCGUCGCCCCACUGGAUCCUCGCCUGCUCCUACUACAUGGCCAGGGCCGCCCGACCGCCGCCGAAACCUCGGGCGCAGUUCUACGACCUGGAGGCAGGGGCGUCUGGUGGCAGCGAAGACGAGUCCGACGGGUCGCAGGGUGCUGACGUCGACGAACAGGGCAACGUAGUCGGCCUCAUCGACGACGAUGCGGACGACGACUCGGACGACUCCUCCAACAGGCGCUUCUGGGAGGACGCGCUGGGGGACCAGGGCACCGCCACGCCCGACGCUGGUGAGGCAGCGCAAGGCACCGACACGACCGUGGCGCACUCGGAGGCCAAGGAGGCCGCAGGGUCCGACGAGCUCACCGCGGAGGAGAGACGGAAGGCACAGGAGGAGUGGGCCGACCAGCUUAUCUCCGAGGGGAUGCUGCAGCCGUGGGGCGAGGACGAGCUAUUCGAACCCGAGGGCUACGACCCCGACGGCGACCAGGUGCUGGGCGAGGACGACCUGCCACUCUUCGACCUGGAGGACGCGCAAGACACGCAGCUACCUGACGCCGGAGGCGAUGGCGAUGGGGAUGCUGCCGAGGAGCCACCGCCGCCCAGGGCGGCGCGGAAGCGCCCUGCCAGCAAGGCGCUGCCCGAGCAUGAGGAGCAGCCGAAGCCGAAGCAGCGGCGUUGGGGCAAACACCUGUGCCCAGGCCGAGAUGGAGGGCCGCUCUGUGUGUACGCCACUGACGGGCGCCCAGGCGAGAAGGCCCACGUACACCCGGCGCGGGGCGACCCGCGAUGCAUGUUCUGCGACGGCGACACCCUGCGGGCGCGGGACGCCGUCCGCAAGGGCCAAGACAUCACCAGCGCGCUCAAGAGCCUCAUGCAGUACGACCGCCCCGACCUCGUCGACGGCGCCCUCGACUUCAUCGCCGCGGUGCUCGGCCAGGAGAGGCGCGACAAGUACAAGGCCAACGCCGAGCGCGCGCUCCACCGACAGCGGAAGAGGGACAACCCAGUGCCCGCGACCGACCUCCAGAGCGAGUGGAAGGAGGCGCUAGAGCAUCGCGUGAGCGUGGUGCCGCGGCAGAAGAAGCAGACGCGAAGGGCCUACCCCACCUGGGUCAGGGACGACAGGAAAUUCCGGCGCAACAAAUUCAAGACCGCCCUGGACGACGACGUCGAGGACUGGGCGGAGCCGCAGGCCGUGGCCUUCACCAAGUGGGCGGAGCUCGCCUCCUGGGGCAUGUGCAAGAUCUGCAAACGCCUGGAGAAGAGGUCCUUCGCGCCCGCGGACGUGGCGGCGGCGAUGAUGCGCCUCCCCGACGCGGAGCGCAAGAAGGGCCGCAAGGCUGGCCAGCGCAGCGCCUGGAUCAACAAGUGCAAGUACUGCGCCAGUCCGCCAGAGAAGCGAGUGGGCUACCCCGCCGUCCAGAUCGAGGACAUCCCCGAGCCGCUGCGCCACCUCAGCGUGGACGCACUCGAAGCGUUGAGGCCGAUGGAGGUGUCCAUAGGGCCGCAUGCGCGGGCCGCACACGGAUACAGGGUCCACACCGACAUGAUCGGCUUCCGCUGGAAGGCCACCGACGUCCUCACGGCCGUGAGCGAGCUCCCCGAGCGCCACCAGCGCAGGGCCAUGGACGCCCUCGAGUACCUCGAGGCGCACGACGACCCCGCCGAGGAGGACUUCUCCAGCUGGGCCACGCUCACGGACUACUACCUGGCCCACCCUCAGAAGAGCGCGUACUUCGCCAUCAUGCGCUUGCACAACAGGUUCCUCCGCAGGAACCGCAACGACCUCUCGCAGAAGAAGCGCCGCCUCGCGAUGCGCCUCGUGGAGCAGCUCGGCAUCGAGACGGCCAUCUGGCCCCACCUGUACCCGAGGGUGUCCAUGUGCGAGACCUACGUCCGCCUGAUGGACGAGCGGCGCGUGGCGCGCACGCGGGCCGCGCGACGGGCUGCGCAUUUUGAUGGCACCGACGACUCCUCCGACAGCGACGACGCGGAGGCCGACGGCAAGAAACGCCAGUCGCUCAAACGCAGCUACACGGCCAAGGUCUUCUCGCCCGUGAUCGGCUACGGUGCCGACACCGAGCUCGCCCAGUUCGUCUACGACCUCUGGCUCUGGACGGCACUGGGGGGCAAGAAGCACGCUGCCAAGGUGCCCAUGCGCCUGGCGCUGGCUGGCAUGUCCUUCAGCCCCGAGUACUGGCGGACCUACCACUUCGCCCUCAUCGACCUGCAGCGCCAGCUGGGCUUCCCGACCCUGUUCGUGACCCUGUCGCCGCUGGAGUGGUCCACGCCGUUCCACGUCUGGGUCGAGGACGAGAUGCGGCGCACGCUGCGGUCGCGCACUUGGCUUCCGGCCGCGGAGACCUACCACCUGUCGCACGUGCUCACCCAGGCCAUCGUCGGGCUGCUGACUGGCACCCAGGGGAAGGCCACCUCGCGGGAGUCUUCGGCGUGGACACACCACGUGCUUGCUGGCAAGGACGCCGAGGGCAAGCCGACGCAGCGCGUGAUCACGCAGUUCGCGCGCAUCGAGUUCCAGGACGGCAAGCGCAAGCGCGGCGGGCCCAACGCGCGGCACGCCUACCACGGCAGCGGCCGCCCCCACGUCCACUGCCUCGUCUGGCUGGAGAAGGUCGCCUCGAUCGAUCUCCCGAGCAAGGUCUCCGCCACCAUCCCAGACGACGAGGAGCAGGAGCAGCUCUAUCACAUCGUCAUGGGCUCCCAGACCUCCACGCACGGCUCCCACCCGUGGCCUGAGCGCAAGGAGGAGUCGACCUGGGACGAGCGGGGGAAGACGCUGAGGCUGCACCACACCGCCAGGGACUUGCACCACAAGCUCCGCGCCUACAUGCCGGCCGUGAUCGCGGGCAUGAAGUCCCACAUGGACGUGCAGACCUCCGAUGGCCGCGGCAUGCUCUUGCGCUACGUCUCCUCCUACACCGCCAAGUUCUCCGACCAGUUCUCCUCCGAGUGGCUCAAUGACGAGGCCUCCGACUACGCCAUCAGCCGCCGCAUCCUCACGGAGUUCCACCCGCUCGAGCCCGAGAUGUGGCUCCAGCUUGCCGCAGCGGAGUACUCCCAGGUCCUCACGCACGGCACGGUCAAGAAUAUCCCCGUGCCCGUGCCGUGGAAGGGCAAGGAGAUGCCCGCGGUCGUCGAGCGCUACACGCACAGCGCCUGGCGACCCGACCACAUGGGCCUCCUGGAUUACGUGCGGCGCUCCAACAGCAGGGGCGGCGUGCACCGAGCGCUCCGCCUGCGCUACGCCAAUCUCCAGAAGGCGAACGACCCCUCCGUGGCCAACGUCGACCUGGAGACCUGGGCCGCGCGCGUGCCCAUGCGCGGCGAGGUCCUGGUGGCGGCGCGCUCCAACUCUCGCUUCAGCGACGAGUACUACGGCCAGUGGAUGCUCCUCCACGUCCCCUUCCGCAGCGUGGAUGAGCUUUGGCAGGAUGCCGCGGAGCUCGUACCGACGGGGUACAGGCUGUUCGCCCACUGCCUUCUCCACCGCCCUGACCUUUGGCGGAGCGAGGCAUGGUUGCGCGCCGACAUGCAGCUGGAGGCUCACCGCGACCCGACCAUCGACUCCAACGUGGCGAUGAUCAAGGCGCACAUCACCCUCGUCGACGACUACCUGGAGGGCCGCCUCGUGGUCGGGGAAGACCCCGAGAGCUGGCACAGGGCGGUGGAGCUCGCCUGGCCCGACGACUACGAGGACCACAACCACGGCCUGCCCCACGACGAGGUGGCGCGCUACCGCGAGGACAUGCCCGACCUCGACGUCGACAGCAUCCACAGGGCCUUCAACGUCUACCUUCCGGAGCAGCAGACGCUCCAGCGCAUGCAGGACUUCGACCUCGUUGUCAUCGAGGAGAUCAGCAUGGUCGAGAUGUGGAUCUACGAGCGCCUCCUGCGCCUCUGGGACGCGGCCGCGCGGCGCCCUGCGCUCGUCUUCGUCGGCGACUUCCGACAGCUCCGCUGGAUGGACAGCCCGCGCGUCCUCGAGCAAUGGCGCUGGGCCGACGUCGACGUGAGGGAGCUCAAGAUCAUGCGCCGCUGCAAAUGCCCCAUUCUCAAGAAGACGCUCGAGCUCCUCCGCACGGCCACGCCGAGCAGGCCGCAGCUCACAGAAAUCAUCAGGGACCAUCGCGCGCCUUCGCCCAUACAUCGGGAUGUGGGCUGGUGGGAGCGCGAGGAGCCCACGGAGUACGAGAUCGGCCAGGUCUUCGAGGAGCACCCCACCACGACGUUCGUCACGAUCUCCAGGGCCAAGGCGGCGUGGGUCAACCAGGCAGCCUUGCGGCACUUCUACUGGGAGGUCGAACCCCUGGGCACCAUCGACGCCGACCCUGAAUUCAACCCGCGCAAUUUCUACGGCACCAAGCAGGUGAGCUGGGCCAACAUGCGCUUGCCCAUCUUCGAGGGCAUGCGCGUGGGCUUCACCGCCAACAUUCGCCCCGAGAUCGACUUCGUCAACGGCAUCGAGGGCCACGUGAUCAUGAUGGACCACACGGGCGUCUUGGUCAAGACCACCACGGGCCACAUGGUCAAGGUGCCGCCCUACACCAACCCCGAGUGGCGCAACGUAUACUACCCGCUGCGACUUGCGUACGCCACCACCCUCAUGAAGGUGCAGGGCGAUACCCUGAAGCAUAUGACGCUGUGGAUGGACACGCCGGGCGUGGAGGCGGCGGGAUACGUGGCUUUGUCCCGCGUCCAGCAUGACAGGGACUGGAAGUACGUGGGCUACCUUCAGCAGAAGCAUUUCGUGCCUGCGCAGCUCUGA